Neoarius graeffei (lesser salmon catfish) is the source of this 1518-nucleotide messenger RNA. RefSeq names its product extracellular calcium-sensing receptor-like. Gene Ontology annotation, cellular component: membrane. The transcript is spliced from 6 exons. Gene Ontology annotation, biological process: G protein-coupled receptor signaling pathway. NCBI's taxonomy places the organism in Eukaryota, Metazoa, Chordata, Actinopteri, Siluriformes, Ariidae. Gene Ontology annotation, molecular function: G protein-coupled receptor activity. The coding region runs from base 1 to 1518 and encodes 505 amino acids. The record is from RefSeq and is a predicted model, not a curated record.
AUGGUAUUUGCCAUUGAGGAAAUCAACAACAGAACUGAUGUUCUUCCUGGGGUCAAACUGGGUUAUAAAAUCUAUGAUUCAUGUGGAUCUCAUGCAAUGGCCACAAGAGCCUCAUUAUCCUUGGCUAAUGGAAAUGGAGAAAUUACAUCUGGAAUGUCUUGUUCCAAGUCCAAUACAGUUCAAGCAAUCAUAAGACAAACAUCAUCUAGCUCCACUAUUGCCAUUUCUGCAACUGUGGGACCUUUAAACAUACCUGUGAUUAGUCACUUUGCAACAUGUGCAUGCUUAAGUGACAGGAAGAAAUACCCAUCUUUCUUCAGAACAGUUCCCAGUGAUUACUACCAGAGCAGAGCUUUGGCUCAGUUAGUCAGGCAUUUUGGCUGGACAUGGGUAGGGGCCAUAUGCAGUGAUAGUGACUAUGGGAACAAUGGCAUAAAUGAAUUCAUCAUUGCAGCCAAAGAAGAGGGAAUCUGUGUUGAAUAUUCUAAGGCAUUCUACAGGACAGACCCCAGAGAAAAAAUUCUGAAAGUAGUUGAGAUUAUCAAGGCUUCAACCUCCAAAGUUAUUGUCGCUUUUGUCUCAUAUUCUGACCUUGGGUUUCUUCUAAAGGAAAUGGCCUUACAGAACUUGACUGGGUUUCAGUGGAUUGGAAGUGAGUCCUGGAUUUCUGAUAUAAACCCAGCAAUUGUUCAAUGGCAGCAUCUUCUGAUAGGAUCCAUGGGUUUUGCUAUCCCGAAAGCUCAAAUAAAUGGCCUAGGGGGAUUUGUAAAAAAACUUAAUCCAGGUUUUGAUGUAGCUAUUUACAAAGAGUUGUGGGAGACAAUAUUUGAUUGUAAAUUUCCCACACAAGACAAUGUACAAUUGAAACAACUGUGCAAGGGCAAUGAAAGUCUCAGUCAAGUUCAAAACCAUUAUACAGAUGUUUCUGAAUUACGAAUUGCAAAUAAUGUUUACAAGGCUGUUUAUGCUGUAGCUUAUGCCCUACAUGAGAUAUAUAACUGUUCAACGUUGGAGAGUGGACAACAAAGUCCUGCUGUUGUAAAUGAGUUGAAGAAACUCCACUUCACCUCUACAACUGGAGAGGAUGUAUACUUUGAUGAAAAUGGAGACCCAGCAGCAAGGUAUGAACUGCUGAACUGGCAACAAGACAAAGAUGGUAAAAUGGUCUUUGUUAAAGUGGGCUUCUAUGAUGGCUCUUUGCAAACACACCUUCAGCUGUCAUUUAACAACAUCAGUAUAACCUGGGCCCACAACAAAGCACAGGUGCCAGUCUCUGUGUGUAGUCCGAGUUGUCCCCCAGGCAUCAGGAAGGCUGUGCAGAAAGGAAGGCCAAUCUGCUGCUUUGACUGUAUAUCAUGUGCAGAGGGAGAAAUCAGUAAUAUAACAGAUUCUAUAACUUGCAUCAGGUGCCCUCCUGAACUGUGGUCUAAUGAAAAGAAAGAUACCUGUGUCUUAAAACUGGUGGAAUUCCUGUCAUUUGAGGACAUAAUGGGGAUCAUUCUUUCUAAGCCUUCGUGA